AUGAAUCAUUUAUCUCCAUUCUUUCCUUUACUAAAUGGAAAUCAUCAUAAUCAGAUGGAUUCUAAUUUACAGAUUGUUUGGCGUCAGAGUUUAAUUGUUCGUACUGAAUUCACGCCUUUAAAGUGCCACAUCUCUCUCAGUAUAGCUAUCGCGCUAUCUUUUCAACCCUUAGUGUCACAUCUCUCUCGGUAUAGCCAUCGUGCUAACAUUCAACACUUAAAGUGUUACAUAUCUCUCAGUAUAGCCAUCGAACUAUCUUUUCAACACUUAAACUGUAACAUCUCUCUCAGUAUCGCUAUCGACCUAUCUUAUCAACACUUAAAUUGUCACAUCUCUCUCAGUAUACCCAUUGAGCUAUCUUUUCAACUCUUAAACUGUAACAUCUCUCUCAGUAUCGCUAUCGACAUAAUGUAUCAACACUUAAAGUGUCACAUCUCUCUCAGUAUAGCCAUUGAACUAUCUUAUCAACACUUAAACUGUAACAUCUCUCUCAGUAUCGUAAUCGACCUAUCUUUUCAACACUUAAAGUGUCACAUCUCUCUCAGUAUAGCCAUCGAACUAUCUUAUAGACACUUAAAUUGUCACAUAUCUCUCGGUAUAUCCAUCGAGCUAUCCUUUCAACCUUUAAAAUCCACAUAUCUGUCGGUAUAG
Messenger RNA from Acanthosepion pharaonis, 651 nucleotides. The record is from the annotation of a GenBank genome assembly. NCBI's taxonomy places the organism in Eukaryota, Metazoa, Mollusca, Cephalopoda, Sepiida, Sepiidae.